Molecule: messenger RNA, 1099 nt
Organism: Durusdinium trenchii
Lineage: Eukaryota; Dinophyceae; Suessiales; Symbiodiniaceae
Source: the annotation of a GenBank genome assembly
GCUGUAAGCCAUUGCAAAGAGUCAAACGAGAUCAUAUGAGUUUUGGCCUUCUUAAACUCUUGAUGGAUCGAGUGGAGAAUGCCGGGCCGGUGGACGUAUGCGACACAAGCGAGGGAUGUAGAAGACUUGGUCCCUGACACCAUCGAGGUGUCCAGUGGUCAAAGCUUCGAUGGAUUCUGGGAAGCAACUAUGGCUGAUGGAGACAGCACUUGCAGCACAGUUGUGGUUUUGUCAGGCCAAAAUGUUUGGCACGAGGGCUCCCGCUUUGCCAGUAUCAAAGUCCUGAAUUCGCAUACAUGCGUGUUGAUCAUGGAUGAAGAUGACGUCAGAGGAUAUUUGAGUGCUGAUGGGCACGAAAUUGAAUGGGAAGAUGGAGACCGUUGGAGAAGGGCCAGAAAGAUCACAAAGGACACAGAUGAGAUUCAAAAGCCAGUGUCGAUCUCGGAGACAAACAUGCAAGAGUGUGUAUCCCCAGAGGCUUUGAUCAAAGAACAUCGAAGCACAGAUCAUACAACGAGCUCAGAACAAAGCCAGCUUGCUGUGGACAGUCUUCUCCAGCGUGAUGCGCUGUCACUGCAACGUCUUUUGAACAAUGGUAUGUGCGCCGACACGUGCAUCGACCCAUCGCCUCUCUGGACCGACAUUGGCUGGACACCAGAGGGUGAUUCGCAAAGAACACCAACUCCCCUGCUCGUGGCGGCAAUUUUGCUGCAAUGGCCAGAGGGGGUCCGAAUCUGCGUGGACCGGAAGGCCAACGUGAAUGGGACCUACGCAGGGCCAUUCCGCAGCUUCGAUGGUUGCACGCUGCAAGAGAAGUCAGGUGCCUCAAUCCUCAGAGUAGCACUGUCAGCCCGAGGGCCUUCACAAUGCACCAUUUGCCAGCACGUUCUAGCAGGCCGAGUGCGCGGGAGGACCUUUCAAACACUCAAGAGGAAAGCCAAGGACGAGAUGGAGUUUGUGACCCGCGGUUUGUUUGAGACCUUUCAGGGGCCUUUCGCUGACAGCUAGCUGUCAUGAAAAUGGUGAUCCUCAUGUGUCCGGAUUUAUUUGGAGGAACCUUGGCGCAAGAGGAUAUGGCAGGAUGUGGCGUCAUCAGCAC